AUGACAACCGGAGCUGAUAGAAGAGCUAAAGAGAAAUACUGUCAAAGGAUUAUCGUUUCCUUUUGCCAUGAAAGCCAUAAACCUACUCCACCUCAAGGACCACUUAUACCUGAAGAAAUUUAUAAUUUAGAUAAACCUACUCCACCUCAAGGACCACUUAUACCUGAAGAAGUAAGAGCUGAUCAUGUUAAACUAAAGUGGCAGAGACCAUUAGAUACUGGUGGUCAAGAAUUACAAGGAUAUGUAAUUGAAAAAUUGGAUGCUGAGACUGGACGAUGGAUUCCUGCAGGGGAAGUGGGACCAGAUAAACAAUCAUUUACUGUUGAAGGCUUGACACCUAAAAAGAAAUAUAAGUUUAGAGUUAAAGCAGUGAAUAAAGAAGGUGAAUCUCUUCCUUUGGAAACUGAUCAACCAAUUUUGGCAAAGAAUCCAUAUGAUGAACCUGGAAAACCUGGUAAACCUGAUAUUGUUGAUUAUGAUAAUACUCGAGUGGAUUUGAAAUGGGCUGCACCAGAAUCAGAUGGAGGCAGACCUAUACUCCAUUAUGUUAUUGAAAUUAAGGAAAGAUUUAGUGUUGAAUGGAAAGAAAUUUUUAAAACAGAAAGUAACAAAUGUGAAGCUACAGUUAAAGAUUUAAAAGAAAAUAUGGUUUGUCAGUUUAGAGUGAAAGCUAUAAACAAGGCAGGUGUGAGUGAACCUAGUGAGCCAACAGAUAAUCAUACAGUAAAACAUAGAUAUCAUGAAGGACUACACAAAUGUUAUGAGAAAUGGGUCCUGUUGGAUUUGGCUGAAUCUUUGAUACUUUGUAGUUCUAGUGGUCUGGAUCAAAAGUCUCUGGAGCUUCAGAAUGAAACUCAGAAAGCAGCACUUAGAUUUGAAAGAGCAAAUGGUUCUCAUAUGGCAGCUAAAGAAAUGGUUCAAUUGGCUGAAGAAGAAUUGAAUAAAGGCCAUACUUUUGAUUCAGCAAGACAGGAAAUGCUAAAUCAAGCAACUAAAUGG
Centruroides sculpturatus (bark scorpion) is the source of this 999-nucleotide messenger RNA. Its product is annotated as twitchin-like. The record is from RefSeq and is a predicted model, not a curated record. The annotation marks the transcript as partial. The transcript has 6 exons. Gene Ontology annotation, biological process: intracellular signal transduction. Gene Ontology annotation, molecular function: protein binding. NCBI's taxonomy places the organism in Eukaryota, Metazoa, Arthropoda, Arachnida, Scorpiones, Buthidae.